UGAAUAGAUGCUCUGGCUGUUGUGAACGGCGGGACACUUGCUGUUUUAAGAGAACCAGAACACGCGUAGAGGAAAAAACCUCGAUUGGACCAAAACCAGCAGACUCAAAGUUCCCACAGCUCCAGCAUGGCCUCAAAGUGCCCCAAGUGCGACAAGACGGUGUAUUUCGCUGAGAAGGUGUCAUCCUUGGGGAAGGACUGGCACAAACUGUGCCUCAAAUGUGACCGCUGCAACAAGCUUCUGAAUGCAGGAGGCCAUGCAGAGCACGAUGGAAGGCCCUACUGCCACAAACCAUGCUAUGCUGCCCUCUUUGGGCCCAAAGGUGUCAACAUUGGUGGAGCAGGUUCUUAUGUGUACGAUGCUCCAGCCAACAACAGCACGUCUUCCACUGGUGUAGAUUCAGCAUCUAAAGUUGAAGAGAAGCGUGUCUACGCACCAAAGGUGGCAUCAAAAGCCGGCAGCAUCACCACUUUCUCCGGCGAGGCCAACCUGUGUCCCCGAUGCAACAAGAAGGUAUACUUUGCUGAGAAGGUGACAUCCCUGGGGAAGGACUGGCACCGACCUUGUCUGCGUUGCGAGAGGUGCAGCAAGACUCUGGCUCCUGGCAGCCACGCCGAGCAUGAUGGCCAGCCCUACUGCCACAAACCCUGCUACGCUGUCCUCUUUGGACCCAAAGGCGUCAACACUGGCGGUGUGGGCAGCUACAUCUAUGAUAAGGAGACCAGUGAGGUGACCCAGCCUUGAACCUUUGUCCUCCUCACCCUCCUCUUCUCUACUCAACACUGACCAUCACCCACAGUAUUAUGUGCUGAAUUAUGUUUCUCCUCCCUACUUGUGCGUUCAUACCUGAGGCAUCUGUCCGUUGGCUGCGGAUCCCCUCCCAGCUCUUCUCCAGUUCCCUGGAACAGAUUAAGCAGCAUGAACAAAUAUUAACUCAACACAGAUGCUCCCAAGACAGCAGAAAGGAUCACAAACACAUCAGAUUGCCCCAGAAAAACAAACAUCUUGCCAUUUUUACACUAUAAAUGUAUGUGAACACAUGUAGUUUCGCAACAGGAAACCAUACAGAUAUUAAGUGUCACAUCUUUCACCAACAAAACGUAAUCAAAUCUGUCCUUAAAGUUAUUUAAGGAUGUAUGUGAGGAAAUAAAAAUCAGAUCAUAAGGGAUACUAAUGUGCUUUUUUUUACCACCGCCUGAUGACAGACUGAGAAAUUCAACCUCGGAGGCUGUUUCAUGCAUAGAUUGUGUUCAGUGCUAUUCCAAUAAAUCCCUAUUUUACAAAUGAUGUGUAGUUUGGCUGUCUGACAACAUUCCUGCUGUGAGGGGACAGAAAUUUGAACAUACUUUGUUGUGAAAAACAUUUUGCAGGGACUGUCACAUGUGUUCCAAAAUGUCAGUGUUUUAUUUUAAUUUCAUAUGUGACAAUAAUGCAAACAACCAAGGUCAGAAUGCAGUGCCUGGCAAAAGUUUUCCUUUUUUUUUUUUUUCACAUUUUGAUAUGUUAUCACCACAAGCUUUAUUGUAGUGUUUAGUAGUAAAUUGGAAACUCUGGCUGCUAAGGGGCAUUGUCCUGCUGGAAGGUAAAUCACCACCCCAGUCUCAAGUCUUUUGCAGCCUCUAAACAGUUUUAUUUUAGGAUUACCCUGUAUUAAGCUCAAUCCAUCUUCUCAUCAAACCUGAGCAGCUUCACUGUUCCUGCUGAAGAGAAGCAUCCCCACAACACAAUGCUCCCACCACCAUGUUUCAUAGUGGGGAUGGAGUUUUAAGGAUGAUGUGCAGUGUUGGUUGACAGCACCAUAUAUAAAUGUAGGCCAAAAAGUCUAGUUUUGGAUUCAUCUGACCAGAGAACCUUCGUCCACAUUUUCUGUGUUCCCUACAAGGCCUGCGGCCAACUGCAAACGGGAUGCCUUCCGGUUUGUUUAAGAAUGCUCUUCUUGCUACUCUUCCAUAAAGGAGUGCACAGCAAAUAGUUGUGAACAGAUUUGUCCCACCUGAGCUGUGGAUUUCUGUUACUCCCCCAGGAUUACCAUGGGCCUCUUGGCUGCUUCUCUGACUCAUGAUCUCCUUGUUUAGUUUAGGUGGUUGGGCAACGUCUUGAUAGUUUGCUGUUGUGCUGCUUAAUCAAUAGAUAAUGGAUUGAACAGCGGUCCGUGAGGUGAUCAAUGAGUGUUUUAUAACCAAACCUGACUAAACUACUCCACAACUUUCAUGCACACCAAACUUUUCAUGUUCUUUCAUGAAAAACUAUUUUUUUCCACUUUAUACUUUGAGCUGGUCUGUUGCAUAAAAUCUAAAUAUAAACAUUGAAGUUUGGAGGUGGUAAUGUAAGUAAAAGGUUCAUUACUUUUGCAAGGCACUGCGCACUGUUAAAUUAGAGGUAAUUCACAUAUUUUCCCAUCUACUACAAUUAAACAGAGCUGAAUUGUUUUAUUUUUAUAUUUUUUUAAGGCAUAAUGUGAGUGAAGUUCUGAGAAGGUCGGGCUCCGGGUUAAUAUAUUUAUUGCUUUAACUGAAGUCCUUUUAAAUUUCAGCCACUGUACUACCAGCUUUCAUACAGAGGAACAGGUCAUGAAGAUGGAUAAACAAAGCAAUGUCUGCUGUAAAAACAUAUUUUAUGAUCAAGAUUUUCAUUCUUUUGAAAAAAAAAAAAAAGUAACCCUGCUGUUAUUUUCCAGGAAAUGAUGUGCUAUUUUAAGUCUAUUUUUAUUUUUGCCAUUAGUGAACAUGUUAGGUUAGCUUUAGCAUCAUGGACAAGUCAUUCUUUAAGGAUGUGCAUUUUAGUAUUAAAGUAUGAUUGUUGCUAUUUGUUUGUUGUUGUGCAUCAUAGGGCUUGAAUUUGUUUGAUUUCAGGCAUUGUUUGACAGAUUCUGAUUGAUUUCUUUUCAUAAACUGCAAUAAAGAAACACUAAACUUGU
Molecule: messenger RNA, 2917 nt
Organism: Girardinichthys multiradiatus
Lineage: Eukaryota; Metazoa; Chordata; Actinopteri; Cyprinodontiformes; Goodeidae
Gene: crip2
Product: cysteine-rich protein 2
Exons: 8
Coding region: 127-744 (205 amino acids)
Source: RefSeq, a predicted model, not a curated record